CGAUCCUCCUCGAAUACGUUUGUGAUACGUCUCUCAAACUCAUCCAUGUAUCACGGUCCAGAAGCUCAUUGUGCGACUUCACGAAGCCAGACAACAACUUCUUGUCCUCGCUAGACUUGCUUGGAGCUGGCGUACUCGUACACUCAUUUCCGUUCUCCGCUAGACUCAGACAGGCAUCCGAAGCAGUGAUAUGUGGACCCAAUGCACUUGUCUCGCUGCGGUCUUAUUCGGUCUAUCGUCUGAGCUGACGACGUUGUUACCUCAAAGUUCAGACCCAGAUGUCCGUGGCCCUUCUUAAUUUGAACACCAAAAUCUUCUUGAUGAAUUCAAUAUCCACGGGUGCUAUGCAGAAUGAGUCUGGUCCAAUGUCCAUGUCUGCAGACGAUGGUAUGCUCCCACUGAGUCUAAGGCCGCAUGAAAGCGUGGGCCUUGAGGUCAUCCGUGCAACACUAUAUGUUAGCGAGUCUACACACCCUCUUCUGAUUUGCUGCACUGAACUAUGGGAAGACGUUGCUCUCACCUCUCACCUUUAGUGCUUUUCUCAUUGCGAUAAAUAACACGGAAAACCCCCUCUAUUAGAAGCCUUCAUCAAUGUGCCAUAAAUGCUUCGUACGGCUGAGCGGUUUCUGGAAUACAGUAGGGAUGGCGGACACUUAGCAAAGAUAAUGUGACCUAUCUAUAUCCACCAUGUUGCAAUCGUCUCAUCCACCAAUAUGAACCUACACCAUACCGGAUACGAGCACUUUCACAACACGAAAUCUCCUCGAUGCAGAUGCCCGCAGUUUU
This is a messenger RNA of Heterobasidion irregulare TC 32-1, 786 nucleotides long. RefSeq lists its product as uncharacterized. The coding region runs from base 279 to 533 and encodes 84 amino acids. The transcript has 3 exons. Lineage: Eukaryota; Fungi; Basidiomycota; Agaricomycetes; Russulales; Bondarzewiaceae. The record is from RefSeq and is a predicted model, not a curated record.